CCGCAUUGUUGUUGGUUGCAGGCGCAGAAUCGUAUCGACUCGCCGCUCGUUGCAGGGAAGGGAACGACACUGCCUUUGAAUGGCACUUAAACCAAGUGUUCUCCUAGUGGUUAUUAAUCCAGUAUUAUAGUCCUGGCGGCCGCUGUGGUUAAGGUUCUGCCGCAUUCCAGAUUUAUCCAUGCAGAACUAAAUCAGUGGGCUUUGGAUGAGAACAUUGUGUACGGAAUCACUGCAGGCCAUCUCGCCAUCGCGUUAGAAAGCUGCUCCUCUCUUUAUCCAUCAGAGCUUUGUAAGGAUCCCCAAUGAAAAGAAAAAUCGCUGCCUAACAAAGUAUACUACACCCCCCAGCGGCUGCCUUGUCCCAUCAAACAUUCCCCAAACCACGAGGCGCUGACUCGCGCCCAGGCCCAGACGAUGGUGGAACUAGAAGUCGAUGGCCGGCUGCACCGGAUCAGCAUCUUUGACAAGCUCGACAUCAUAACGGAUGAGGAUCCCAUGGCGCAGGAAAUUAUAGAGUGCACCAGCAAUAAGGAGAAUGCUGAAAAACACCAGCAGGUUUUGGUAAGUUCUGCACGCCUCAGAAACAACCAGCAGAAAAAAAACGCUGCUGUCACAGCGCAAAAGGCUUCGGUGCAAGAUUGCACACUUCCCGAGCCCAAAUUCCGCACAGUGGAUUACAAUCUCCCAGCAAUCCCACGCAGACCUUCUACAUACUACAAGUAUGAGGAGAAAACUUCAGAAGAGCUGAACGAGGAGGUGGAGUAUGAUAUGGACGAAGAAGACUAUGCCUGGCUCGAGCUGGUCAACGACAAAAGAAAGUGCGAAGGCCUUAACCAGGUGUCCCCCAAUGCCUUCGAAUUCCUUCUUGACCGUUUUGAAAAAGAAUCAUUCUUAGAGAGUCAGGGCCAACAGAACCUCCAGUCCUUAAUUGAUGAAGAUGCUGUUUGCUGCAUAUGUAUGGAUGGAGAUUGCAUGGACAGCAACGCCAUCCUCUUCUGUGAUAUGUGCAACCUAGCCGUUCAUCAGGAUUGUUAUGGUGUUCCGUAUAUUCCAGAGGGCCAGUGGCUUUGCCGACAUUGUCUUCAGUCUCCUACACAACCCGCUAACUGCAUCCUCUGCCCUAACAUGGGAGGAGCGGUCAAAAAGACGGAAGAUGACCGAUGGGGACACGUGGUUUGUGCUUUAUGGGUUCCGGAGGUUGGGUUCUCCAAUACGGUCUUCAUUGAGCCUAUCGAUGGUGUCUCAAACAUCCCGCCUGCUCGGUGGAAGCUUACCUGCUACCUCUGUAAAGAAAAAGGAGUUGGGGCUUGUAUCCAGUGCCACAAAGCCAACUGCUACACCGCUUUCCAUGUCAGCUGUGCGCAGAAGGCCGGUCUCUUUAUGAAGAUGGAGCCCAUUAAAGAGUUGACUGACUCAGGUUUACCAACCUUGUCAGUAAAAAAGACCGCUUACUGUGGGGCCCACACCCCAAACGGCUCUGUUAAAAGACCUCUUACAAUAUAUAAUGACAUUAAGACAAAUUACAGACUUUGUCAGUCGGUGGACAAAAAGAGCAGGACAGGAUUAAAAAAGCAGAAGAGACUUAAAAACAAUGAGGUAGAUGUUGUAGCCCCAGUUCCCUCAGUGUCUGUACCCAGCUUUUCAUCUGAAAGGUUAAACACAAUCCUCAAUCAAGUUUCUUUACAGAAGAAGGCGGCAUUUGGCGAACUUGUCUUGAAGUAUUGGACCCUUAAAAGACAGUCAAGGAAUGGAGUGCCACUCAACAGACGCCUCCAAACUAGCCUACAUUCCCAGAAAAAUACACAGCCGAAACAGUCGGAGGAGGAGACUCGAGCAUUGAAGGAGCAGCUGAAAGAGUGGCAACGGUUGAGACACGACCUUGAGCGAGCACGACUCCUGCUGGAGCUCAUCAGGAAGAGAGAGAAACUCAAGAGAGAGGAGAUAAAGCUUCAGGAGACUUUAAUGGAGUUCCAACUCACUCCUUUCACAGUCCUUCUGAGGGCUGUGCUUGAUCAGUUACAGGAGAAAGACCAGGCACACAUUUUUGCAGAGCCUGUCAGCAUUAAAGAGGUGCCUGACUAUAUGGACCACAUCAUACACCCAAUGGAUUUUUCCACCAUGAGCAAACGCAUUGAUGCACAAGGCUACAAAUAUCUGGAUGAAUUUGAAGCAGACUUCAAUCUCAUUAUUGAAAACUGCAUGAAGUACAAUGGCAAGGAUUCAUUCUUCUACAGGGCUGCUGUUAGAUUGAGAGAUCAGGGUGGAGCUGUGCUCAGGAAAACUCGUCGAGAUGUUCAGACAAUUGGCUUCGAUUUUGAAACUGGCAUGCACCUGCUUGAACAACCCAAGAUUGAGCCAUCCGCACCUUUCUCCUGGGAAGAUGUGGACCGCUUAUUGGUUCCAGCCAAUCGGGAGCAGAUGUCAUUUGAAGAGCAGUUGAGGGAGCUACUAGAAAAGUUGGAUCUAACUACAGCAAUGAAAUGUAGCCCGUCACGGAGCAGACGACUGAAGCUGCUCAAGAAAAUCAUUGGUGAUGUGAGGAUGGAGCGGAGUUUGAGGAAAGCUCUUCCUGCUGCUGAACUGAAGAAUGCUGAGGAACAAGCUGGCCAUAUCCUUCAAAAAGGUGAUAAAUCUGUCCCACCUAAGCUUGAGCCAUCUGUUUCACUGCUGCCCCUCAUGAACGCAGGAAGUCACUCUGAGCCACCCACCCUGAAACCUAUAGAACCCUGCCCCGACAAACACAGACACGCAAAGGAUAGCGUUUCCCAAUCACUCAAUGGACACUCCUAUCUGCAGAUAGAGGACAGCGAUGUUAGUGUGGUAGCUACGUCAACUCUGGCCGAGCCAUCAAGCCCAGUAAACCGACGGACUUCUGUGCUUUUCCGCAAAUCAAAAAGCACAAGCCCUCAUAAGCCCGUGGAUGAUGGUGAAACUCCCAAGGGCAGUUCUCGGUUAGGUACAAAAACAUUCCUGUCAGUCGUCAUACCACGCCUGGAGACGCUGCUCCACACCAGGAAGAGGCCACGGAGUGCCAGUGGAGACAGUUGCGAGGACCAAUCGCCCAUCAAACGGCUGGACACAGGGCUGUCAAACGGGUUUGGCCUGAAUCAGGAGGAGGAGUUGUCUUCUAGCAGGCAGUUGGAGCCUCGUCGCAGGUGCGCUUCUGAAUCAAGCAUGUCUUCCAGCAACAGCAGUAUCGCACUUAAUCUUCCGAAGUGUGGGAAGGGAAAGCCGGCCCUCAUCCGGAGGAACACAGUGGAGGACAAGAGUGAGAUUAUUGCUUGCAUCGAGAGUAGAAAUUUCGCCAAAGCUGCUAGAAUAGCUGCUGAAGUUGGCAACAGCAGUAUUUGGAUGCCCACUAGUGCUGCCACAGUUAUGCUGGAACCUCUCAAACUAGUUUGGGCUAAAUGUAGUGGAUACCCCUCCUACCCUGCCCUGAUCAUAGACCCUCAUAUGCCACGUGUGGGGUGCCAGCACAAUGGAGUCUCUAUCCCAAUGCCCCCGCUGGACGUGCUACGGAUCGGAGAACAGUUGCAGUACAAGUCCGAAGAGAAACUUUACCUUGUUCUCUUCUUUGACAACAAACGUAGCUGGCAGUGGCUUUCUAAAUCCAAGAUGGUUCCUCUCGGUAUUGACAAAACCAUCGACAAGAUUAAGAUGAUGGAGGGACGCACCUCAGCCAUCCGCAAAGCUGUUCAGACCGCCUUCAACCGCGCCAUGAACCAUCUGACUCAUGUCCAAGAUGAACCUGUUAGUGACCUCAGUGACAUUGACUAAGACUGGCAAAUGCAGGCACAUUUCAAAGCCUUAGUAACUGUUAUUCCUGACUGGCACCUGCUGUGUGACUUCUGUGGUUUCUGCUACUCUAUAUCUUCCACUCCAGUCUCAUUUCCACAGAAGUCAAUUCUGUAAAUAAUGUAAAUUACUUAACACUAACUUAAAUCUGAAGAUUUACAAUAAUGGGUACUGUACAUACAUUUUUAUAGUAUUUAUACUGUUUAGUGAAUUAUACCGUGCAUAAUUACUCAUCGAUGCUGGAACAAAUGAACAAAAUGAAUAAAUUGUAUGAAAAAAUAGAGAAAAAUUGUGUGAUCAGGGCUGAAACAUAAUGUGAGAGUGCUUGCUUUUUUUAUGUUUAAAUUAUUGAAGUUUUUACACAGGCUUUUAUUUGGCAUUAAUGUUUUUAUAAUCUAAGAAUGUUUUUACAACAGUUUUAACAUAUUUUGAUGUAUUUAUAUAACUGUAUUUGUCUGUUUUUCACAUUAGAGGGUCUUGUUGUUUUGAAGCCACAAGUGCGUUAUUCUAAAAUUCUAAUGAAACCAAAAGAAAUGCUGCCUCGACUUCUUUUGUUUGUGUUGAAUGAAUGGUUAUGCUUC
Molecule: messenger RNA, 4376 nt
Organism: Rhinichthys klamathensis goyatoka
Lineage: Eukaryota; Metazoa; Chordata; Actinopteri; Cypriniformes; Leuciscidae
Gene: brd1a
Product: bromodomain containing 1a
Exons: 13
Coding region: 415-3777 (1120 amino acids)
Biological process (GO): regulation of transcription by RNA polymerase II
Cellular component (GO): MOZ/MORF histone acetyltransferase complex
Molecular function (GO): protein binding
Source: RefSeq, a predicted model, not a curated record